Megalops cyprinoides (Indo-Pacific tarpon) is the source of this 1999-nucleotide messenger RNA. It is a transcript of the gene has3, whose product is annotated as hyaluronan synthase 3. Gene Ontology annotation, biological process: hyaluronan biosynthetic process; extracellular matrix assembly. The coding region runs from base 100 to 1788 and encodes 562 amino acids. NCBI's taxonomy places the organism in Eukaryota, Metazoa, Chordata, Actinopteri, Elopiformes, Megalopidae. Gene Ontology annotation, molecular function: hyaluronan synthase activity. The record is from RefSeq and is a predicted model, not a curated record. The transcript is spliced from 5 exons.
CACACACACACACACGACAAAAAGGCUCCAAGAUCUCACCUGGGAGCCCAGACAGACAUGUGCCUAACCCUGACACCGCGGCUCACCUGAGACAGAAAGAUGUCCGAGAAGGAGACAGCCACACCGUCCGGGAUGCCCCCCCGCUGCCGGACGCUCCUGGGCAUCGCCGGCACCACGCUCUUCGCCGCCCUGGUCCUCUCCGCCGUCCUCCUCGCCUACGUCACGGGCUACCAGUUCAUCCGCACCGAGCGCCACCACCUCUCCUUCGGGCUCUACGGCGCCGCCCUGGGGCUCCACCUGGUGCUGCAGGGCCUCUUCGCCUACCUGGAGCACCGGCGGAUGCGGCGGCCGGCCGCGGGGCCCGGCGCGGCCCGGGGCCCCCCGCGGCGGCCCUCGGUGGCCCUCUGCAUCGCCGCCUACCAGGAGGACCCGGCGUACCUCCGGAAGUGCCUCCGCAGCGCCCGGAGGGUCUCCUUCCCGGGCCUCAAGGUGGUCCUGGUGGUCGACGGGAACCGCGCCGAGGACGGGUACAUGGUGGACAUCUUCCGGGAGGUGUUCGGCGGCGGGGAGGAGGCCGGGGUGGCGGCGUGGGAGGGCAACUACCACGCCCGGGGGGCCCCCGCGGAGGACGGCGAGCGGGUGGCCCGGCUGGUGCGCAGCCGGCGCUACUCCUGCGUGGCGCAGCGGUGGGGCGGGAAGAGGGAGGUGAUGUACACGGCCUUCAAAGCCCUGGGCGACUCGGUGGACUACGUGCAGGUGUGCGACUCGGACACGGUUCUGGACCCCGCCUGUACCGUGGAGAUGCUAAAGAUAUUGGAGGAGGACCCGGAGGUGGGCGGGGUCGGUGGCGACGUGCAGAUCCUGAACAAGUACGACUCCUGGAUCUCCUUCCUAAGCAGCGUCCGGUACUGGACGGCCUUCAACGUCGAGCGGGCCUGCCAGUCCUACUUCGGCUGCGUGCAGUGCAUCUCCGGGCCCCUGGGAAUGUACCGGAACUCCCUCCUCCAGACCUUCCUGGAGCCCUGGUACCACCAGACCUUCCUGGGCACCCGCUGCAGCUUCGGCGACGACCGCCACCUGACCAACCGCGUCCUCAGCCUGGGCUACAAGACCCGCUUCACGUCCCGCGCCCGCUGCCUGACCGAGACCCCCACGGCCUACCUGCGCUGGCUCAACCAGCAGACCCGCUGGAGCAAGUCCUACUUCCGCGAGUGGCUCUACAACGCCCUCUGGUUCCACAAGCACAGCCUGUGGAUGACCUACGAGUCGGUGGUGACCGGGUUUUUCCCCUUCUUCCUCGCGGCGACCGUGGUUCAGCUCUUCUACCGCGGGCGGCUGUGGGGGAUCCUCCUCUUCCUCCUGACGGUGCAGCUGGUGGGCGCGGCGAAGGCGGCGUUCGCCUGCUUCCUCCGCGGCCGCCCCGUGAUGGCCUUCAUGUCGCUCUACUCUCUCCUGUACAUGUCCAGCCUCCUGCCGGCCAAAGUCUUCGCCCUCCUCACCAUCAACCAGGCCGGGUGGGGGACGUCGGGCCGGAAGCGGAUCGUGGCGAACUUCGCGGGGGCGGUGCCCGUGGCGGUUUGGGCGGCCGUGCUGCUGGGCGGGGCGGGGUACACGGCGUACCGCGAGGCGCUGGAGCCCCCGGGGGAGACGGAGAAGGCGGUGCUCAUAGCCGGGGCCGUCCUGUACGCCUGCUACUGGGUCGUCCUGGUGGCGCUCUACUUCGCCGUCGUGGCCAAGCGGCGGGGGAAGACCGCGGAGCGGUGCCCCCUGCCAGACGCCGAAGUUUAGGGGCCCCCCCUCGUCGGGCCCUCCCCUGGUGCUAAAACUCCCGACUUUCCUCGGGUCUACGAGCCCCUGAAGAUGGUCGCACGGCCACCGGAUUGCGGUUGGCGUUUGGUGCCAAAGAUCUCGGUUUUUUUUUUGCACGUAAGACUAAACUCUCAGGGGGGAGUCUUGUAAUUUGGGGUUUCUGCACCUGCCUCAUCUGAAGCACAUACUA